CCUAAUCCAAAGCCCUUCUCUGCGCCGCCUUCGUCUUCGUCCGCGUUUCAUCUUCAUCGAUCUCCUCUUCGUCUUCAUCGAUACCCUCCUUCCUCUUCUCCAUCUCCCAACUACACGUCUUAGGGACAAAUAGGGGAAUUGAAUUGAUUUGUCCUUGCAGCAUUGGCCAUGGCGGACGGAGAGAACGUUGACGAGUUCUACCUGCGGUACUACGUGGGGCACAAGGGGAAGUUCGGCCACGAGUUCUUGGAAUUCGAGUUCCGACCCGACGGGAAGCUAAGAUACGCGAACAAUUCGAAUUACAAGAACGACACCAUGAUUCGGAAGGAGGUCUAUCUCACCCCCGCUGUCCUCAAGGAGUGCCGUCGAAUUGUCGCCGAUUCUGAGAUAAUGAAGGAAGAUGAUAACAACUGGCCGGAACCCGACCGGGUCGGAAGGCAGGAGCUGGAGAUUGUGAUGGGGAACGAACACAUUUCCUUCACUACAUCGAAGAUUGGCUCUCUUAUGGAUGUUCAGACUAGCAAAGACCCCGAGGGUUUGAGAAUCUUUUAUUAUCUUGUUCAGGAUCUGAAAUGCCUUGUUUUCUCUCUGAUCUCGCUGCACUUCAAGAUCAAACCCAUAUGAAGAUUGGAUCUCUGUGCUAUAGAAAGAUGAGCAGUCUGAUAUCAUUGCUUUCAUGCAUCUUUCUUUUAUUGAUCAUUUUCUGGUGUUUUAAUUCAGAAUGUUCUGAAUAGUGAUGCUACUACUGUACUUUUGUCGAUACCCUGGUUAUGUUGUGUUUCAAAUGACACAUGCGAUCCUAUUGUUUGACAUCCCGAAGUUCAGAUAUAUACUGUUUGAAAUUGAAUUAUGAUUGUCCUUGUU
Messenger RNA from Andrographis paniculata, 864 nucleotides. RefSeq names its product protein mago nashi homolog. The record is from RefSeq and is a predicted model, not a curated record. Gene Ontology annotation, biological process: RNA splicing. The transcript is spliced from 3 exons. The coding region runs from base 169 to 624 and encodes 151 amino acids. Gene Ontology annotation, cellular component: exon-exon junction complex; nucleus. NCBI's taxonomy places the organism in Eukaryota, Viridiplantae, Streptophyta, Magnoliopsida, Lamiales, Acanthaceae.